AAAAGUAGCCUGAUCGUACAGUUUCUGUAUUUUCCAAAAUUAACCGACUCCACAUCCACUAUAUAAACAUACACAAUAACCUUUUAACGUUUCACAUCAAUUACAAAUCUCGCUUCUCUUCAAUUCAUCCCUCGAGAAAAAGUCGCAUCUAGACAAUGGCUCGUACGAAGCAAACCGCUAGAAAGUCCACCGGAGGCAAAGCUCCCAGGAAGCAGCUCGCCACCAAGGCGGCGAGGAAGUCUGCUCCGACGACCGGAGGAGUCAAGAAGCCGCACCGUUACCGUCCCGGGACCGUGGCGCUUCGUGAGAUCAGGAAGUACCAGAAGAGCACGGAGCUUUUGAUCCGUAAGCUUCCCUUCCAGCGUCUGGUUCGUGAAAUCGCUCAGGACUUCAAGACGGAUCUGAGGUUCCAGAGCCACGCCGUGUUGGCUCUCCAGGAGGCGGCUGAGGCGUACCUUGUGGGUUUGUUCGAGGAUACUAAUCUCUGCGCGAUUCACGCGAAGAGGGUCACGAUCAUGCCCAAGGAUAUUCAGUUGGCGAGGAGGAUUCGUGGUGAACGUGCUUAAGAUGUUUCUCUGUUUUCAAUUUUAGAUUAUGAUCGUGUAUUAUUAUUAUUAUUAGUGUUUUUUUCGGAUUACAUUGUGUUAAAACUUUCAACCAGCUCGUUUAAUCAAGACCGAUAUUAAUCUUUUUUUU
This is a messenger RNA of Brassica napus (rape), 696 nucleotides long. RefSeq names its product histone H3.3. The transcript has 2 exons. Gene Ontology annotation, molecular function: DNA binding; protein heterodimerization activity; structural constituent of chromatin. Bases 156 to 566 code for a protein of 136 amino acids. NCBI's taxonomy places the organism in Eukaryota, Viridiplantae, Streptophyta, Magnoliopsida, Brassicales, Brassicaceae. The record is from RefSeq and is a predicted model, not a curated record. Gene Ontology annotation, cellular component: nucleosome.